CUACGCGGCUACGCGGCUACGGCUACGGUUCUCCCUUGAGAUCCAGUGCAGGGAAUUGGACGGAUAAGGAGGAGAGAAAGAGGAGGAGGAGAAAGGAGCAUCAAUACCACAACGAAUCUAUAUACACACACACACACCCAGCUAUACAACAUCCUGUAUCUAGUCUACGAUAUUGUCAAAACAAAACAUAUACCGAUUAAUUGUAGUUCGUAAGCCGCUUGAUGAAUAUUGGUCAGGAGAAGCAUCCGCACUUGCAUCCGCAUCCGCAGCAGCAGCAGCAGCAUUCGCAUCCACAUCCGCAGGCAAAACAGCAGCAGCAGCAGCAACAUACCCAGGCCAAGAACAGUCGCCUGCAGGAUCUAUCCAGUCCGCCGCCGUCUGGUGCGGCGAGUGCCAGUCAAUCGUCGGGGGCCAUACCCAUCGACUAUCCCUAUCUGCUCGGCUAUCGGCUGCCGCUGAGCCACGGCCAUGAGAGACAUCCAACGCACCACCACCACCACCACCACCAACACCAUCUUCACCUCCAUCAGCAGCAGCAGCAGCAGCAGCAUCAGCAUCCAUCGAUUGGCAAUCUUAGGCGCUCCAGCUCCCCAGUGCCCGUGCCCGUGCCAGUGCCCGUGCCCGUUCCGAUGGUGAUGACACCAAGUCGCCGCAGUUCGCCGCCACUGCCGCUACCACUGACAUUGCCGCUGCGACAUCCACUGAACCUCAACCACAGCCACAAUCACAAUCACAACCACAACCACAAUACCCACACCAAUGCGAGUGUGGGGGGCAGCCAUCAGUCUAUGAGCGCCCACUUCUCGUCGCUGGCCCAUGCCCAGCUGCAUCUGCAGAGCCAGCUGCACCAGAAGCUCUCGGAGGCCAGCUACUUCCGCAAUUCCUCGCCCUCGCCCUCGACGGACAACAGCAGCAACAACAACACCACCAACAGCAGUCGGCAGCAGCAGCACGCUGCCUGCUCCACGGCCCCAGCGUCGACGGCCUCGACGGCCGUGUCCCCGCCCGCCACGAGCAUGAGCAUGAGCACCGCCCAAAUGAAUCCGCUGAGCGAUCUGCAGAAUAUGCAGCCCUUUGAUUUUCGUAAAAUCAGCACCGCCAGCCUGGGGGCCUUCUCCACGCCGCUGCCGCCCAGCCCCACCGAGUUUGUGCACCACCAUCAGCAGCAUUUGCAGCAGCAGGCGGUGCAGCAGGCCGCCGUACUGGCCCAGGCACGGCGACGGAUCAGCGAGGCCAGCACGCCCGGCGAGAAGAGCGCCGCGGUGGCGGCUGCUGCUGCAGCAGCGGCGGCGGCAGCCGCCCAAAGCAAUCAAUUUUUUAGCGCCAUGGCCAUGGCGGGCCAUCCGCUGCCGUAUCACCUGCCGCCGCCGCCACCACCGCCGCCCCCACCGCAGCAGCAGUCCACGUCGCAGUCCUCGUCGUCCACGCAGUCGCAGAGCAAUCAGACGCCGGAGAUGGGCCAUGGCCAUGGCCACAGUCACGGACAUGGUCACGGUCACGGCCAUGGACAUGGCCAUGGACACGGACACAGUCACAGUCACAGUCACGGCAACCAUUCGCCCAGUCACAAUCACAGUCACAGUCACCAGUAUACGCAUCCGCACCAGCAUCAGCAUCAGCACCAACAUCCGCACCAGCAUUCGCAUUCGCAUCAGCAGCACUCGCAGCACUCGCACCACCAAAAAUCAAACACCGGAGGUGUGGGGGGCGCAGACGAAUCCUCGGGCAAGUCAUCGCGUCAUUUGGAUAAGGGCAGCAACAGCUGCUCCUCCUCGACAGCCUCGGGAUCGGGCUCUGGCUCCGGCUCUGGCUCGGGCUCGGGCGGUUCCGGUGGCUCCGGCUCGAGCUCCCAGCGCAUGACACGCCUGGCCCUGUCCUCCAACCUGCGCUCUGGCCGCAAGGCGCACUCACCCGGCGGCGGCGGAGGAGGAGGCGGCGGCGGCGGCGGUGGUGGCGGCAGCAAGCGUCAGUGGGGCUCCAUGCCCGCGAAUUUGGGGACGCAGUUCAUCAAUCCGGUGACCGGCAAGAAGCGGGUGCAGUGCAACGUCUGCCUGAAGACCUUCUGCGACAAGGGCGCCCUCAAGAUCCACUUCUCGGCGGUGCAUCUGCGGGAGAUGCACAAGUGCACCGUCGAUGGCUGCAGCAUGAUGUUCAGCUCGCGCAGAUCCCGCAAUCGGCACAGCGCCAAUCCCAAUCCGAAGCUCCAUUCGCCGCAUCUGCGACGAAAGAUCUCGCCGCACGAUGGACGUAGCGCCCAGCCGCAUCCGUUGCUGCUGCAGGCGCCCAACGGCAUUAUGGCCGGGCUGGCGCCCUUCGGCAGCUUCCCGCUGCUGACACCGCCCCCGGAUCUGCGCCAUCACCCGGCCAUGGGCGGGGGCUCGGCCAUGGAUCUGAAGCACGGCCAGGAGUAUCUGCAGCGGUCGUAUAUGGAGAAUGGGGGCAUGCUGGUGGGCGGACGCUUCGAGGGGCAGGGGCCGAGGCGCAAGGCGCUGGAGGUGGAGGCCGACGACGAUGACGAGGAUGAUGAGAUACUCGAGGUGGGCAUGCACAUGCCCGACGACGAUGACGACGACGACGAUGGAGACGGCGACGGCGACGGGGAUGGCGACGACGAUGACGAUGAUCCCGAUGGCGAUGGCAUUGUGGUGGUGGGCGACGAGCUGGACAGCAUACCGGAGAGGCGGGGCCAUGGCCACGAUCAGGACUUUAUGCUGGACCACGACCAGGACGAUGCGAGCGUCUCCAGCCACAGCCACAGCCACAGCCAGAGCCACAGUCAAACCAAAGAGCAGCCCAGCCCGGGCAAAGUGACGGCGGAUGGUCUGGAGGCCAUGGACGAGCAGCAGGACGCCCACUCGCCCAGCCAUGGCCAUGGCCAGAUCUCGGCCAGCAAGCGGAAGCGCAAGAGCCAGAAUCCCGUACGCUGCACGGUCCAGUCGGACGAGAAUUCGUGCGAGAAUUCGCUCGACUACGAUGUGGCCGCCGAUCUCUCCAUCAAGAAGAUACGACUGGGUGCAGCGGAUGGCAGCGCGGUGGCAGGAGCAGCAGCAGCAGCAGGCGCCACAGUCAGAGCAGCAGCUGCAGCGGCAGCGGCAGCGGGUGGAUGUGGGGGGGAGCAGCACGCUGCAUCAGCCAAAGAAACGGAAAUGGGACUGACCAGCUCCAGCUCGAACAGCGAGUCCACCAAGGCCAUUCCCUCGCCACCGCUCACGCCGUACACCACGCCCGGGGAUGGCAGGCCGCCGGUCAGCAUUAGCAUCAAGACGGAGCUGCCGGACGAAACGGAAACGGAAAUGGAAACGGAAACGGAAAUGGAGACGGAAAAGGAUGCGGGAUGCACCACGCUGGACCUCUCGCUGGCCUCGGCUGGCGCUGGGGCCAUCAAGCAGGAGCCGCUGGAGGAGCUCGCCCUUGGCUAUGAUAACGACGAGAAUCGCUAUCUGCGCAUCAAGCAGGAGCUGCUCGGCACCGACGAGGUUCAGGACUGCAGCAGCAGGAUCAACAACAACAACAACAACAACAACGUGCUAACGGACACACCUGCUGGAGCGCUGCUCAAGACGCUGGCGAAUGGCGAGGAGCGGGAGAAGGAGGCGGCGGCGGCGGAGGCCUACCACCACGAGGGGCAGAGAGAACGCCAAACGGAACCAGAACCCGAACCGGAGCCAGAGCCCGAACCGGAACCGGAACCCGAACCGGAGGUGCCCAUUGACAAGGAGAAUCCACUGAAGUGCACCGCCUGUGGGGAGAUCUUUCAGAAUCACUUCCACCUGAAGACGCACUACCAGAGCGUCCAUCUGAAGCUCCACCACAAGUGCAACAUCGAUGGCUGCAAUGCGGCAUUCCCCUCGAAGCGCAGCCGCGAUCGUCACAGCUCCAAUCUCAAUCUGCACCGGAAGCUGCUCUCGACCAGCGAUGAUCACGGCCACCUGCCCGGCACUGGCAUAGGCACUGGCAUAGGCACCGGCACCGGCACUGAUCCCCUGCUCGAUUUAAUGAGCCUCAAUGUGAACCUCAACAACAACAAGGGCGGCUUCGGUGGCUGCCCGCCGGUGGGUGUGGUGCCCGGCAACAUUCAGGCGGAGAUAUUGGCGCGCAUCUGCGCAGGCGCCCAUGCCCAUGGCCUGAGUGUGCCGCUCUGUUUCGAGGCACUGCAGCAUCGCUUCGCUGUGGGUCAUGGCCAUGGUCACGGGCACGGGCACUCGCCCACGACAUUCGGGGAUGGCGGUGCCAGUGCCAAUGCCUUCAUGGGCAGCGGCGAUCCCCGGCUGCUGCUCAAUCAUGGCGGCAAUCCGCUGCUUUUCGCGGGUCUGCCGCGACUGCCACGCUUCCCACAGCUGGCGCCGCACAUGCUGGCCGCGGGUGCUGCUGCUGCUGCCGGCGGACUGGGCCCCUUCUGCAGACGCACCUCCUCCGAUUCGAAUUCGCAGCACUCGAUCACGCCGCCGGUGUCGAAGAGUUCGCCCCAGUCGCAGUCGCAGUCGCAGUAUUUGCGGCCACGAUCCCGUUCGGUAACGCCGGACUAUGAGAUGCAACAGCAGCAGCAGCCAGCGGCAGCCGCAGCCGCAGCAGCAGAGGAGCAGGAGGCGGGCCAAAGGCAGAGUCCCGAUCGCAUAUCAUGACCAUGUACCUCGUACUAUGCCAAGGCAUUGGCAUUUUAUCACUAAAAAAACGGAAAUCGAACGAUCAGACGAGCUGCCGUCGCCGCC
This is a messenger RNA of Drosophila obscura, 4709 nucleotides long. RefSeq lists its product as uncharacterized. The coding region runs from base 222 to 4622 and encodes 1466 amino acids. Lineage: Eukaryota; Metazoa; Arthropoda; Insecta; Diptera; Drosophilidae. The record is from RefSeq and is a predicted model, not a curated record. The transcript is spliced from 2 exons. Gene Ontology annotation, cellular component: nucleus. Gene Ontology annotation, biological process: regulation of DNA-templated transcription.